Messenger RNA from Closterium sp. NIES-65, 267 nucleotides. Lineage: Eukaryota; Viridiplantae; Streptophyta; Zygnematophyceae; Desmidiales; Closteriaceae. The record is from the annotation of a GenBank genome assembly.
AUGAAGCUAAUUUGGCCUGUGACAUCUCGAACCGCUGGAGGAUGGAGUGGAUGUAGAACGCCAAAGAGAGAGAGAGAGAGAGAGAGAGAGAGAGAGAGAGAGAGAGAGAGAGAGAGAGAGAGAGAGAGAGAGAGAGAGAGAGAGAGAGAGAGAAAGAGAGAGAGAGAGAGAUGGUGCGGGCAGCACCAUCGCGACGAAUCUCCAUUCCAAGAUGAAAGAGCUCGCCGAAAUCCUUGCAUAGAAGACGCGCCUGCAGGGCCUUCUUGA